Messenger RNA from Ornithodoros turicata, 637 nucleotides. RefSeq lists its product as uncharacterized. The coding region runs from base 34 to 540 and encodes 168 amino acids. The record is from RefSeq and is a predicted model, not a curated record. The transcript has 7 exons. NCBI's taxonomy places the organism in Eukaryota, Metazoa, Arthropoda, Arachnida, Ixodida, Argasidae.
CAAAUUAGCCACACUCGAAUUCGAGACAGGAAAAUGAAUCCCUCGUUUGUCGUUGGCUUGCUGGCCUUCCUCGCAUGCUUCUGGCUCGGAAAUGCGGGGAGCAGUCCUAAGGCUUGCCCUCCAAUAAAGAAAUUAUUCUGCCCUAAAUACACACGCAUACAAUUCGACAAUGGUGAUAGACCACGCUUGAUGAGCUGCGCCUACAGCUGUGAUCCUAGUGCCCCGCAUAGUUGCUAUUUUAUUGAGAGAGAAGAAUCUGAUUGCUGGAAUAUGGACAACGCCAGGAAAGGCAGGUGCUACAAUGGAAUAUGUUUGGAUGAGGCGACACUCGCCAUCCGUACGGCUAAUCUGCGAGCCGUAGAUAUGCGUACAGUAGAGUUAUGCAAACGUGGAGCGGAUAUGUUGUAUAACAGCGAGGGAGUUUUCGGGUGCGUGUACCGCUGCAUGGAGCCUCCCACUCGAAUUGUAAACCGUCCGGAUCUUCACCCGUGCCUGAUUCCAUCUGUUAGAGGGAAAUGUUCUUUUAACAAAUGUAAAUAGCCGAACUGACGCGAUGACUCAGGAUGUGACGUCGAAAACCCUCUACGGAACAUUGCGUAACGAUUUGGUUCCAAUAAAUACGCUGUUCACUUGUAAA